Molecule: messenger RNA, 579 nt
Organism: Daldinia childiae
Lineage: Eukaryota; Fungi; Ascomycota; Sordariomycetes; Xylariales; Hypoxylaceae
Product: Inorganic phosphate transport protein PHO88
Exons: 3
Coding region: 1-579 (192 amino acids)
Biological process (GO): protein targeting to ER
Cellular component (GO): endoplasmic reticulum; mitochondrion
Source: RefSeq, a predicted model, not a curated record
AUGGCUAUACUCAGUCCGCAAGUAACUAACAUCAUCAUUAUCCUUGGGAUGAUGCAAGUUUCCAAGAGGAUCCCCUUUGACGAUCCCGAUGUCCUCAAUAUUGUUCGCGCGCUCUACAUUGGUAGCAAUGUGAUUAUCGCUGGUAUCUACGUCUACGUCCAGCUCCAGAUCAACAAGAAGAAGGAUCUCACUACGCUUAAAUAUGUCGAACCGGCUCCGAUGGGAUCUUCGGAGGAGGGCAAGCUCGUGACUACCACCGUCCAAGCCUAUGACUCGCAGCAACUCAAGAACUCUUUCCGAUCGCAGAUUAUGGGUCUUGCAAUGAUGGGCUUUAUGCACCUAUACAUGAAGUACACCAACCCACUCUUGAUCCAAUCCAUCAUCCCGCUCAAGGGCGCCCUCGAGUCCAACUUGGUCAAGAUCCACCUCCUCGGCCAGCCGGCCAGUGGUGAUCUCAAGCGUCCCUUUAAGCAACCUGCCGGGCUCAUGGGUGGUCUUCAGAGCGGACCUGCGCAAAGCGAUAAGAAAGCUGUCGAAGCCGCCGAGCGUGCCGGCCGGGGUGGUGUCAAGGACGAGUAA